This is a messenger RNA of Olea europaea var. sylvestris, 647 nucleotides long. RefSeq names its product S-norcoclaurine synthase 2-like. Gene Ontology annotation, biological process: abscisic acid-activated signaling pathway; defense response. Gene Ontology annotation, molecular function: protein phosphatase inhibitor activity; signaling receptor activity; abscisic acid binding. The transcript is spliced from 2 exons. Lineage: Eukaryota; Viridiplantae; Streptophyta; Magnoliopsida; Lamiales; Oleaceae. The record is from RefSeq and is a predicted model, not a curated record. The coding region runs from base 16 to 561 and encodes 181 amino acids. Gene Ontology annotation, cellular component: cytoplasm; nucleus.
UUAUUCCAAAGCACUAUGCCUUUGUCUACGCCCAACUUGUAUUACUAUUAUAUAAGCUGCACCAAUCCUUUUGCCUUGCCAGAAAGAAAUAAAAUGUUUGGAGCAAUUUCCGAGGAGAGGGAAGUGAGCGUGCCGGCAGGUGAGGCAUGGAAGAUCUACGGCACGCUUCGACUCGCCAAAAUUGUUGGAGAAGCGCUUCCUAAUUUGAUCGAGAAAAUUGAGGUAGUAGAAGGAGAUGGAGGAGCUGGAACAGUCAUCAAACUAUGUUUUCCACCAGGCGCUGGGUUGGGCGAUUACAAAGAGAAGUUCACUGUGGUGGAUGAUGAGAAACGAGUGAAGGAAACGGAGGUAGUUGAAGGUGGGUAUCUUGAUAUUGGAUUUAGCUUGUAUCGCGUUAGGUUUGAAGUUAUAGAAAAGGAAGGGAAUUCGUCAUCGUGCAUCACCAAAUCCACAAUUGAGUACGAGGUGAAGGAAGAGUUUGCUGCCAAUGCUUCAUAUGUUUCCAUCCAACCACUAGUCAAUAUUAUGGAAGUUGCUGCAAAUUGUUUGGUUGGUAGCUAAACAAAGAAUGACUCCAUUUGUACCCUGAAUUUGCCAAUCUAUCCCCGCCUUUUGAAUAAAAAGAAAGACAAAUUUCAUUUUCAAUU